AGCACCACGUGGGUGCAAGGACUGCCGAGUAGGGAGGCACGUGGGGAGAGACAGUUGAAGGGGCACGGUCAGGUCUACUAUGCUGUAGAGAGGUCCAGAAGGAGAAGGGACUAAGCAAAAGCUAUCAGAUAUUGAAACUGGGAUCAUCAAUAACUUUGAAGAGAGAAGUUUUCGUUGAGUGAUGAUGUGGGAAGCCAGAUUUCAAAGGGCUGAGAAGUAAAGGAGAACAGAGCAAGAGGAGACUGUAGGAGAAGCAAGGUAAACACUCAGUAAAUAUUUAAUUGCCUGAGAAAAGUUCUUAUGAUGGGAUCAUUGACAGAAGGUUAUUGAGACUCCCAGAUGGAAAUAGUGGACAAAAGGUUCACAAAGUAGCACUGUUUCUUUGGAAGAUCAGAGGCAUGAUAGACACAUGAAGGCAACCCCAAAUUUUAAAUCAAAACCAACUUCACAGAGCAUCAACUACAAUCUCAUCAAAAAAGGAAACCUAGAGCGAGAACCUUGGAAGACCUUCAGCCCCAGCCAUCUCACUCCCAUUAAUGUCUCAGUCAAUGGAACUCCUUGCAUUCUCUUCUGGGCAAAGAGAAUAACAAUUAAAUUUAAAAAUCAGCCUCUAUUGGACCUCACAGAUAAGACAUUUGGAAAAGAAGCAAGAGUGGAUAUUGGCAAUUCAAACUGCAGUGAAGAAAAUGCCAUGCUUUGCCUGAAAUUUGGUGAUAUUGACAAUCUAAAAGGACUUGACAUCAGAUUCAUCUUGAUCAACUAUAACAGAUUGUCUGUUCAGAGCUGGUUUAGUUUACAUAGAGUUCAGAUUCUUUAUAAUAAUUCAAUCCAAGCAACUUUUAAGGCAACUCGAAUCCAUGCUCCAUCAAAGUAUUCCUAUCACUGUCAGCAUGUCAGCAGCCUGCAGAGAUACGAUGCGCUUUUGGUGCCCAGCUCCACAAAUGACAUCUCCAGGCUAUGGGAAGUCACUUUUAUUGAUUUCCAGAUUCAAGGUUUUAAUGUCAAGGAGGGCCAAUUUUCUCACCCCAGGGACUGUGCCUCGUUCUUCUCCCCAGCCAUUCUGAUGGGCCUGGCUAUGUCCCUGAUCCUGUUGCUGGUGCUGGCAUAUGCCCUACACAUGCUGAUCCACCUGAAGUCCCUUGACAGGCACUAUGACCGCAAAGCGUCGCCCGCCUACUUUGUGCCCAUGAAAGACCUCGAGGUGGCCACUGAAGAGAAGGAGCCACUGAGGAACCAUGGGCAUGACUCCCAUGAACCGAAAAGCCCACACAUCUGCAACAUUUAUGUGUAGUACCUCUCCUCUUCUUCACCUCUAACAGCCUGUGGGGUUUUUUUCUGCUGCUUUGUGUCAUUUUACUUGCAAAUUAGUUAAAGGUUUUGACAGGAUGACUUGAUUUAGAAGGGAAAGAAGAGAAAAGAAAGGAAAAGAGAGAAAGGAAAAGAGAAAAGAAAAGAAAAAAAGAUUCCUUGGUUGUUCUGCUCAGCCAUCUAUGAGUCUCCUGAGAUGCCCUCUGAGCCUUGCAGGAGGCUUCUCCUGGAAAAGAGA
Messenger RNA from Phascolarctos cinereus (koala), 1546 nucleotides. The record is from RefSeq and is a predicted model, not a curated record. NCBI's taxonomy places the organism in Eukaryota, Metazoa, Chordata, Mammalia, Diprotodontia, Phascolarctidae.